Molecule: messenger RNA, 4480 nt
Organism: Acanthoscelides obtectus
Lineage: Eukaryota; Metazoa; Arthropoda; Insecta; Coleoptera; Chrysomelidae
Source: the annotation of a GenBank genome assembly
UUUAAAUCUCUUAUUAUAGGCUUCACAAAUCUUCUGUUUUCAAAAAUAUAUAAAUCACACUUUUCGAGGGUGAACCAGAACCACCCAUGUCCAAAAUCUAAUGCCCUAACAAGCGAAGGUCUAUUACAUGUCAUUAAAUUACUAAAUUUGGUAUGAUGCAAUUUCAGAUCUCCGAAGGAACUUUUAUCAAUCCUUUGUCAUGGCAUAAUAAUAUGUGUCUUAUUUUCAGUUUUACAAGGUCUUUUCUUACUAUCUGAGUCUUUGAAGAUCUGUUUAGUGAGGCAUGUCUUCUUACAACACUUGUAGUAUCCGGCUUAGGUAUUUUCGCCUUGGAACCUUUCCAUCAGCGAGUCUACCAAAAUCAUAUUACUAAUGAUUUUAUAUAAUGGUCUGGAAAUACUUAAACUGUUAAAAAUUGAACCUUUAUUGAAUCACCAAUGGAGCCAAAAAUAUUCCUAGAAAUCGACAAGAUGGAAAGACCGUGGCCAAAGCUUAUCAAAUACCGCCAAUUUGGCGCGAAAUCUCUAAAUUUGACAACCCUGGCAAUAUAACGACAGGCAAUUGACCAAUUGACAUAUCUUAUCGUUUUUCUAUGGUAUUGUUCUGUGACUUAUUUCUUUCAACUUUUUCCGAUUCUAAUUUUGUAAAGCUUCCUGAAAGUGAAUAAAUAGAAUGGAUAUUCAGUGUCUAAAUACAAUAGAAUGUAAUCAGGGUGCAGUGCGAGCAGUCAGAUUCAACGGUAAGUGGUGUAAGCACAAAAAAAGGAAGUAAAAGCACAGAGCGUAAAUAUCCCGUUCUCCUUCAAAAUAACGUGCAGGUCCGUACUCAUUAAAUUUUCAAAUACCUGUAAUGCGAUCUUUCAUAAUAUGAAAUGCCAACAUUACGUGUGCUAAAUAAGCAUCCAUUGGGAUAAAACUUACAGAAUAACUGCUAAAAAAACUAUAAAUAUAAUCUUAAUUCAUUAUUCUAGUUGACGGUUGUUAUUGCUUGACUUGUGGAUCAGACAAGAAAUUAAAAUUAUGGAAUCCAUACCGCAGCCUAUUAUUGAAGACAUACGGGGGUCAUGGCAAUGAGGUUUUGGACGCAUGUGGAUCUUGUGACAGCAGUCGAAUUGCCUCUUGCUCUUCAGACAAAACUGUCAUUACAUGGGAUGUGUCUACAGGACAGUCAAUAAGGAGGUUCAGAGGGCAUGCUGCCAGUGUCACAUGCCUAAAGUAUAAUGAAGAGUCUACAGUUAUUGUGACAGGUAGCCAAGAUAAUACAGUGAUGUGCUGGGAUGUAAAAUCUAGAUCACAAGUACCAAUUCAAACUCUGAAAGAGGCAAAAGACUGCAUCACUUCCUUACAGGUUACUGAUCAUGAAAUCCUGGUAGGAUCUGUAGAUUGCUCUGUCAGAAGGUAUGACUUGAGGAAAGCAGGCUGUGAGGCAGAUUUUGUUGGAGCUCCAGUAACAUCUGUUUCAUUUUCGCAUGAUGGUCAGUCAAUAUUGGUUGGCUCUGCUGACAACACAUUGAGACUCCUUGAUAAAAAUACCGGAGAGCUACUGUCUGAGUAUAUUGGCCACAAAACCGAAGAUAUGCAGAUAGAGAGUGCAAUAAUAACGAAUGACAACUUUGUUCUUUCCGGAUCCAAAACAGGAGAACUCUUUUGUUGGGAAUUGGUUAGCGCAGAAGUAAUUAAAAAGUUUAUUCACAUUCCCAGAAAGGUCUUAAAUUCUUUAAGCAUUCAUCCGAGAAAAGAUGUUGUUUUAACUGCAAGUGUGGGCAGCAUUAAACUGUGGGGAGACGCAGAUGACGUCAAAAUGGAUAAAAUGGAGGAAGGAUGAAGAUUGUCAUGUCAUGUAGAAUACAAAUUUAGUGUAAACUGGAAUUAUACGUAAAUAUUGUAAGAAUCAAGAGAAUGAAUUUUAUGUGCACUGGUAAUAUAUUUUUUUUAGUUUGUAAACCGUGGUAUAUAAGCAUUUCCUAACUAUAGUUUUAAUUGUUGAUAGUUGAUCAUGGACCAAGGAAUCAACACUUCUUUUGAGCCUAUAUAAGUCGUGUAAAUACUGAUGUUGGCCAUGCGCAAACCUUGUGUUAGCCACGAGAAAAAGUAUUUUUUACUUGCAGAAAUAUCAGAAUAAGCGUUCACGUACGAGUUACCUGAAGCCGACUCUGUGCAUUUUGUCAAUUUUGUAAUAUACAGAACCUCAAACUGGAUACACGUGCAGUACACCAUAGAACCAUAGAAGUGACAGAACUUAUGUUUUUGUAGGUUAUAAAUUUAUAACCUCAGCUCUGAAAAUUAGUGGUGGUUGUAAAUGUUGAUUUUCGUGUAAAAUAAUCUUAAUACAAGUACAGAAAAGUUUAUAACAAUGCCUAAAGUGCGCAGUACAACUGGGGCCCCGCGCAAGCAGGGCUUCAACAAAUCCAACCAUUCUAUGAACCCCGAAAGAUCCAAAGAAGGCCUCAAGGGGGUUGCGAAGGUGCGAACGAAGGGUACCAUCAAAAGGUUGCAGAUGUAUAGAAACUUCAAAGCUAAGAGAGACAAGACUGGAAAGAUUUUAACACCUGCCCCCUUUCAAGGAUGGUUGCCAUCUGGAACUAUGGCUAGAGUUGAACCAAAUCAAAGAUGGUUUGGGAACAGCAGGGUCAUUUCACAGAAUGCAUUACAAAAAUUUCAAACAGAACUUGGUGCUGCAGUUAAAGAUCCCUACAAAGUUGUUAUGAAACCUACAAAUUUACCCAUUACAUUGCUCAAUGAGAAAGCUAAAAAUGCUAGGGUUCAUCUAUUGGAGACUGAGAGCUUUGAAAGUGUCUUUGGUCCGAAGAAAAGCAGAAAAAGGCCCAAUAUAGCUGUGAAAGGAAUGGAAGAGCUAAAGGAACUGUCAGAAAAGAGAGUCGAUGAAUAUAGUAAUGAAAAGGAUUCAAAUAUUGUUAGAGAUAAUGAAGGUGUAAAAGAGUUACCUAGAGAUUGGGUAAUGGGUGCUGGCCAGUCUAGGAGAAUUUGGAAUGAAUUAUAUAAGGUCGUUGACAGUUCUGAUGUACUUCUGCAGGUGCUGGAUGCUAGAGAUCCUCUAGGCACCAGGUCUGCUUAUUUAGAGAAGUACCUGAAAACAGAAAAGCCACAUAAGCACCUAAUUUUUAUAUUGAAUAAAGUUGAUUUAGUGCCAACAUGGGUAACUCAACGUUGGGUAGCCAUUUUAAGUAAAGAUUAUCCAACAGUUGCUUUCCAUGCCAGUUUGACACAUCCAUUUGGUAAAGGGUCUCUAAUCAACUUACUUAGACAAUUUGCAAAAUUGCAUAUUGACAAAAAACAGAUAUCAGUAGGAUUUAUAGGAUAUCCGAAUGUGGGCAAAUCUUCAAUUAUAAACACCUUAAGGAGCAAAAAAGUAUGUAAAGUAGCACCAAUUGCUGGUGAAACUAAGGUAUGGCAAUACAUCACUUUGAUGAACAGGAUUUACCUCAUAGAUUGUCCAGGAGUGGUGUAUCCUUCUGCUGAAACAGAUACAGAAAAGGUGCUUAAAGGGGUGGUUAGAGUAGAAUUGGUGAACAAUCCUGAAGAUUACAUUGGAGCUGUUUUAGAAAGAAUUAGACCAGAGUAUGUAAAGAAAACUUACAAAAUUGAAGAAUGGAAUGAUCCUGAACAUUUUCUAGAACAGAUGGCUAAACGAUCUGGAAAGUUGCUUAAAGGUGGAGAACCUGAUAUACCAAGUGUUGCUAAAAUGGUGCUCAAUGAUUGGCAAAGGGGCAAGCUGCCAUUUUAUUGCUGUCCUCCUGGAUUUGAGGUACCACUCAACAACAGAGAAAAAGGGCAAAAGUCUCUUGAAGUAGUACAGGACUUUGGAAAGAUUAGAGUGGGACAUACAUUUGAAGGCGAUGACGUCAAAAAACUGGAACCAAUCAAAAACUUAGAUAAGGCUGAGUCAGAGUUUUCUGAGGAGAAGUCUGAAAUUGGCGAAGAUAGUGACAGUGAGAUAGAUGAAGAGGAGGAAACUGAAAUAGAGCAAACUGGCAAGGUGAAUUCAGAAGAUGCAGAAAUUAAGAAGAAGGGAAAGGGUAAUGGAAAUAGAGUGGAGCAUAAAGGAGAACAGGAAAUUGACUACAAUGAAGAUAGUGAUGACUCAGGCUCUGACAUUAGCUUUUAUUCAGAUAUGGAGACAGAAGAUCCAGAUAAACUUUAUGCUGCAAGUGGAGUGUUUGAGGUGGAAGAUUUAGGCAAAAAGAAAACAGGUGCAAAGAAUGUACAAUCCGGAGAAGGGAAAUCGGAAAAGAAAUUGACUAGCAAGCAGAGGAGAGCAAUUGAAAGGGCUCACAAGAGGAAAAAGAUUGGAAGCAAUUUCUAUGAGGUGACAAAUGUCAAAAAUAGAAACAGGAAUAGGAAAAAAGUGAAAGCAUGAUUCAAUAGGUUGUUGAAGAGGAACUGAGUUUAUGUAAGAAUAUUUGUUGUUAUUGUCCAACAGUAUAUUUAUUAAUAAAACAUAACAAUGUUAUAACAAAAAA